AUGAACGCCGGAGCAGCGCUGCCGGCCGCCAAACGGCGCCGCACCGGCCCGGCCAGCCGCGCCAGCAGCGGCAGCGGUCAGGAGAACAGUCUGGGCCGCGCGCAGCGGCGGCCGGGCGGGCGGCGCGGCCGGCCCCCGCUCCGGCUGGUCACCGACAAUGGCGGCCCGCCACCGCCGCCGCCCCCUCCUCCGCCGCCACCCGACGAGUCGCCGGUGACGACGCCCUCGCUGCGCUCCGACGGCAAACUGCGUGAUUUCGACUGGCAGCACUUCAACAAGAUGGUGGAGGAGGCGGGCCGUCGCCGCACCGCCGCUCAGCGGCCGGCCGACGAGGGUGACGGUGCCGGCGGCGACACCUCCCCGGAGCCGGCACCCAUCGUCUACGAGAGCCUGACGCCGGCCAUGCGAGAGGUGCUGGCCAAGCGGCAGCAGCGCUCCCCGGAGAAGGGCGGCAGGAAACGCAGUAGAACGGUCAGUCAGAGCUGCCCGGAGUGGACGGGCGUCGGCUCCCCAGUGACGCCUGCCAUGGCCGCUGUGAUGCUCAUCCGCGCCCGUCGGCUGGCGGCGGCGGCCCAGGAGUCGGCCGCCGCGCGCCGGCUCGGCAAGGCGUCCGGUGGCCGCCAGCGGCGCGUGGCCGGUCUGCUGUGCACGCCCGAGCCGCGGCCGACGCUGCGCGCCAGCCGCCGGCUGCGGGCGCUCCAGUGCAGCCCGCGAGCGGUCUGAGCGGCGCAGCGGCGACGGACGGCGGCGCAGAGUCCAGAGAUUACAGAGGUUUAUCGACUGGCGCCGACAGACAGUGCGACCGAGCUGGCCGCGCGCGGUGGCGGUCCCUCUAGUGUUACAACGCGUCGACGAAGUGUCUAUCCGUGAUUUAAUUGUGCGACUCCUCAAAUGUGUCCGGAAUUGACGCAGUAUCUGCGCGGAUAGCGGUGCGCUCCGUGCUGCUGCGGUGACUGGCGAGAUGUGCGCUGGGCGGUACAGCGCUUCUGGUCGACGGAGGACCAGCCGCGAGCUGGCAAGAGUCGCGCCACCGCUGGCGUCACAGUCAAAGCGGAAUGGCGUUGGUGUGUGCAAUUUAUGUUGGGGCGGCCGCCAUUUCAGUGAGUGGCAUCGAACGAAAUCAUGAACUUACGGCUCAGGAGCUGGUGAUUGACGUAUUUGCGGCAUGCGGCCUGCGCUCGUGCGCCAGUGCCGGCCCAUGCCGCAGCCGGAGGAGGCGACUGCCGGUCAGCUCUUCCGUCGCGGCGCGCGGUUUAUCGGUUCGUUAUAACCGGCGUAAUUCCCCGGUUGUUUAUUUUUUCAAUGGUGCACGUGCGGCCAGAGUGAAUCGUGGAGAGCUCCAGAGUUUUCCGGGAGUGCGGAUAUCCUUCCACUCUCUUCUGUUCUGUGAUAGUUUAUUUCAUAGUUGUGUAUAAUAAACUUUACUCAAA
Messenger RNA from Amphibalanus amphitrite, 1430 nucleotides. RefSeq names its product serine/arginine repetitive matrix protein 1-like. The record is from RefSeq and is a predicted model, not a curated record. Bases 1 to 723 code for a protein of 240 amino acids. Lineage: Eukaryota; Metazoa; Arthropoda; Thecostraca; Balanomorpha; Balanidae. The transcript has 5 exons.